Molecule: messenger RNA, 2058 nt
Organism: Ogataea haglerorum
Lineage: Eukaryota; Fungi; Ascomycota; Pichiomycetes; Pichiales; Pichiaceae
Exons: 1
Coding region: 1-2058 (685 amino acids)
Cellular component (GO): nucleus; HULC complex
Molecular function (GO): metal ion binding; ubiquitin protein ligase activity
Source: RefSeq, a predicted model, not a curated record
AUGUCGGAUGUUAAGCGGUCAGUGUCGCCAGGGCCAGAAGCCUCCAAGAUUCUGAAGAAAAUCAAGAGGUCGGCCGAGCCUCUAGAUGAGCUCAGCGAGUUUGGCCCUUUGACCCAGGAGGACGUUGUUUACUAUCAGAAGGAGGCUCUUUAUAGGAUGAUGAAUCUCUACCGAAAUCGAAAUAGGCGACUCGGCAAGAGCCUCAAAGAUCUUGAAGAGAACUAUGCUCGAAUUUACCGGUGCUAUAGCAUUUUGAACACCUGGUGGGCUGAGAUUGUGGAGCAUUUCAAAACUCACGACAAAUUCGAGAUGAAAGCUGACGUCAACGAGCACGUUUUAGUUCCUGUCGAUGAAAACUUUGAUGCCGAUAUGGAGAAGCUGAAGGAGACCAGAAUAGCACUUAUCAACUUGAUUCAGCCCUUGUUAUCUCUCCCAGUUUCGGAACAUGAUGACAAGCUGGCGACGUUGCAGGAAUCUCUGGCCGGCUUGAGUGUUUUUAAAAGCCAGCUGGAGGACGAGAAUAAGCUAUUGCGAGACAAGAUCGAGGAACUGAAUCAGGAGCUGGACGUUUACAUUGGUCACAAGGAUCGAGCAGAGUCUAAGACUUUGGAGCGCAUAAGCGAUGUGAAGAAGGUGGAGGAACCAACAGUGAAAGAACAGACGCCCGAAAUCAAAAAGGAAAAUGGAGAGCCGAAACAAGAGAGCGAUGCAAACGUUGCUGAGUUCGAAAACCUGAAAGUAGAGGUGGAAGAGCUCAAGACGAGGAACAAUGUGAUCACGCAGCAGCUCGAAGAGAAGAUGAAGUUGAUACAGGAACUGGAGGCCAAGCUUUCAGAGCUUUCGAUCAAGCUUUUGGAUCCUUCGGAAGAAGAUCUAGAGAAGUCAUCGCUAUUCCAGAGUCUUUCUGCCAAAAACAUCGAGCUCAACACAGAAUUGAGCAAAGUGAAAUACGAAGGCUCGAAGACCGAAUCCCAGUAUUUGGCUUUGGAGUCUAGUAUAACGCAAAACCAGUCUGCUCUUGAGGAGAAGCUGCGUACAGAGAUGAAGAGCAACAACGGCUACAUUCAGAAGCUGGAAACCGAUCUGUCUAGGAUUCGCGCCGACAGAGACGAAUUGCAGGCCCAAAUUUCUGUGUUGAAGGCCGAAAAGGGCAAGAGCGAGCUGACCGAGGAGUACCGCAAGCUGAACGAGGUUUUGGAGAAACGCUUGGAGGAACUCGAAAAGAGCGUGAACAGGGACUACGAGGCCGAGGCUACGUCCAGCGAGGACAUAGCCACCCUGCAAAAACACAACUCGAUUCUCACGAUGGAGCUCAAGCAAAUGGAGGAGGCGUUCAAGCAGACGCGGCAGAUUGCGCAAUCGAAACUCCAGAAAUACGCCGAUUCUGACUCCUACAUCAACAAACUUACAGUCGAGAAAAACAAGGCAGACCAGAAAUAUUUUCAAGCGAUGCGGUCCAAAGAUUCGCUGACAUCGCAAAACAGGAUUCUCAACUCGAAUCUAGCCAAGCAGAACGAGCUCAUAGAUGUUCUCAAAGGCAACGAGAAAAACCUAAUGAAAAAGUUUGAGAUUGAGCAGCAGUUGUACGACAAACUGAAGAAUCUCGAGAUUGUGUUCAAAAACGAUCUCAACUUCCAGGUCAAUAAGAACAAAGAGCUGGAGCUGAAACUCAAGUCCACCACGCAGGUGAAUCAGGAACUACAGGCGAAACUGAAUCAGAAGAACGAGUCAUCGGCAGAACAACAGAAGCGCAUAUCUGGUUUGGAAGCCGAGGCCAAAGGUCUUUCGUCCAAGGUGAAGUCGCUAGAGUCUCUGCUGAUGAAGUACCGCACAAACAACCCGUCAGCCACUGCCGAGGACGAAGAGAUCAACCAGGCUCUUCUGGCGAUGACGAAAUGCCAAUUGUGCAACAAGAACUUCAAGAAUCUCACGCUCAAGGUGUGUGGUCACUGUUUUUGCGCAGACUGCAUCAACGAUAGACUAAGUUCUCGUAUGAGAAAGUGUCCCAGCUGUAACCAACAGUUCAGCAGCUACGAUGUGCUGACUAUCCAUCUAUAA